Messenger RNA from Trachymyrmex cornetzi, 420 nucleotides. RefSeq lists its product as uncharacterized. Lineage: Eukaryota; Metazoa; Arthropoda; Insecta; Hymenoptera; Formicidae. The record is from RefSeq and is a predicted model, not a curated record. The transcript has 3 exons. The annotation marks the transcript as partial.
AUGGCCGCUGAAAAAUCGACAGACGUACAAUUACAAACUACUUUUGUAACAUUCGACCAGCCGCUGUAUGUCAAAGCAAGGGAUAUAGUUGCUUGCUGUGGAGGAGAGUCUGAAUUGAAAAAUAUUAUCAUAAGGCUAGAAAAUACUCCAACAGACCAAGAAAUAAGCGAACAUCCCAUCGUAGCACAACUUGCCGGAAAACUAGAAGAUCAUUUACUGCGUCUCACAAAUAAUGGACCUACUGCUAAGUUGUGGCUACAAUAUUUUCAUAUGAUCACGAUUCUGAAAUUGUUUAUACAGUCCAAAAGAGAAGGAUAUGGCAAAUUUGAAGAAUGUGAUGAACGCAGAAGAAUUUCAACAAUUUACAGAAAAUGGCAAAUUUACUUUCAAGCGAACGGAGAAGUACUGGUCUGGAACCUG